CAUAAAAAUGCAGAGCCCAACGAUGGAGUUCACUGUAUUCCACGCAUCUAGAUCUCUAGAUUCUUUCGACGGCUUUGGUAAAGUUCCAUCUAUGAAACCCGACUUCCUCUUCGCACGCAAGGCAUUCUCCAACCCUGAGGCCCAUUCAGCAUAAUUCUCGCCGGUGAUUUGUACCGGAGAUAUUGCUAUACCCGGAUUAUCAGACGCUGAUAACUCAUAUGGAGAGUACGAUUUGGUAUCCAACACGGUACCUGAUGCCAUCGUUAACUUGAAGGCUAAGAAAUUGUUUUUAAAUUUUAGAGGGUAGGCCCUGAUAUCAUGUAAAGUAACAAAGGAGAAGACCUCCAUAUAUACACACGUACAAUGACUCUAGAUAUACCCAAAUAAUAUGGACACUUAUCUAAAUAUACAUAUCAUUUAUCUCCAACAUAUUAGGAGACUUAUCUAGAACCUCCAGGAUUUAUCUCAACAUGCACUCACCAGGCAGAAUAAAACCAGCCAUCCAAAAGUUCACAAUUCUUAAGAGAGCCCGUUUUAUCAGCUGAAGCCUACCAUCCAGUGAUAAAAAUGUUUUUGUCCAGUGAGGGGUGCAGUUUCUUAUUUUCUUGAUCAAGGGACAGUAGUUUGACUUCCCGGACAGAGUGCAGUUUCCGAUCUCUACUAUUUGUGUCGUGCCUUUUCAGAUCUAAACAAAACAUAAGUGAUAAAUAUGAUCUAAACUAAAAACUAAUUUCAAUUGUAGACCUAAAAAAACAUAAGUGCUAAAUACAACGUCGUUUAUCUAAUUCAUGUCUAUAAUUCAAAUUAAUUUAGUUUAGGUCGUAUUUAGCACUUAUGUUUUGCUUGGGUGUGCAACACAAAUAGUAAAGGUUGAAAAAUGCCAUUUUCCCCUGACUUCCCCAUAUGCCUUGUAAGCAAAGGUAGACUAAGAUAGCGUACCAGUGACACUCCAGAGGCAAAAUGAAACCGAUGUUCUGUCUGAUGCAAAGUAUUUUCAGACAUGCCAGCACAAUAUAUAGUUGUCUUAUCCAUGAUUAUGUGCAGACCAUAGACUUUCCCGAAGUAAUCAAAUACCGCACAACAAUGCAUUAUAUUGACCUGAUUAUACCAUCAGUGAACACCAUAAUGUCAUCAGCAAAACUUAAUAAAUAUGUUAAGUCAAUAUUCUUACACUUCAGAUGGUAACCCAUAUUUCUUUCAUUUGCUGACUUAUCAAGAAGUUCUAACAAGACAUUCAUGCAAAUUACAAAUAGAUAGGGAGAUAGAGCAAAUCCUGUCACAAUUUUCUUGUGUUCUAUUUUAUUUAGAAAAUAUAGAUUAGAAAUGUAAUUUUACAAUCUUUAUCUAUCCCUCAUUCUCUUCACGAUGCAUUAAUGUUGCGAUUGGUUAUUCUAUUUUUGUCUAAUAAAUAUGAUACAGUAUAACUUAACAUAUGUACACUAUACAUACCACAAAAUUCACGCGUAGAAGGAGAAAUCAGUCAGUUUCCUUACCGAACUGUCACAUCAAAAGUACUAUUUUUUAUAUGGUUAGAUUUUAAAUUUUUUUCUCUAAUAUAGUCAUCUAGCUAAUUCAUCCAUAAUACAUAAUGGUAGCAUAAAAUGUUAUUCAAAAAUGUAUUAUGGUUUCAAAGUCAAAAGCUUUGAACUUUUCAAGAUAUGCCUACUCGCGGGUCAUCUUCUUUCACCUUCGUCUAUCUGCGUAUAUACAUAAAUACGUAUCUCAUGACUGCAAAUAAACCAAAAAAAAAUGAGGAAGAGGUCAAACAAAAUAUACAAUAUAAAAAACAGAUAAACCUGAGUUUGUUAAUUUUUAAUUUAGUCGACGUUAUACUAUAUUAGAUAGUGUUUACGGGGGAGAAAAUUUUCAAAGGGAAAGCUUUUUGUCCUGUGAGCUCUAAUGGCGGAUAAGGUGGACGAAAAAACGCUACAGCAGACUUCCACCUGGGCGGUCGCUGUGGUUUGCUUCUUCUUGCUUCUAUUUUCGAUUGUCAUUGAGAAACUGAUUCACAAACUUGGAACCUGGUUUAAGAUUAAGAACAAAAAAGCUCUGUACGAAGCUCUAGAAAAAGUGAAAGCAGAGCUUAUGCUGAUGGGAUUCAUAUCACUAUUGCUAACAAUUGGACAAAACUAUAUAUCGCAAAUUUGCGUCUCCGAGAGCAUCGCAGCAUCAAUGCACCCUUGCAGUGAAUCUGAAGAGGCGAAAAAGUAUCCACCUAAGAAAAAAGAUACCAAAAAUGCUGAAGAAAACUCUGGUCGAAAGCUUCAUGAGUUAGUCCAAUCUUACAUUCCUCGCCGGAGUUUGGCUACCAAAGGUUAUGACAAGUGUGCAGAGAAGGGAAAAGUCGCUUUUGUAUCGUCUUAUGGGAUGCAUCAGCUGCAUAUAUUUAUCUUCGUUCUCGCGGUUUGUCAUGUGAUCUACUGCGUUGUUACUUAUGCUCUAGGCAAGACCAAGAUGAGAAGGUGGAAGAGAUGGGAAGAGGAGACCAAGACAAUUGAAUAUCAGUAUUCUCACGAUCCUGAGAGGUUUAGGUUUGCGAGGGAUACAUCUUUCGGGCGUAGACAUUUGAAUUUCUGGAGCAAAUCAACUAUUACACUGUGGAUUGUAUGUUUCUUCCGACAGUUCUUUGGAUCUGUUACUAGAGUUGAUUACUUAACACUAAGACAUGGUUUCAUCAUGGCCCAUUUGGCUCCAGGGAGUGAUGGGAGGUUCGAUUUCCGGAAGUACAUUCAGAGAUCAUUAGAAGAAGACUUCAAAACCAUCGUCGAAAUCAGUCCUGUGAUUUGGUUUGUCGCCGUGCUAUUUCUCCUGACCAACACAAACGGAUUGCAUUCUUUCCUCUGGCAACCAUUCAUUCCAUUAGUUGUGAUUCUUAUAGUUGGGACAAAACUUCAAGUGAUAAUAACAAAACUUGGACUUUUAAUCCAAGAGAAAGGAGACAUAGUGAAGGGCAUGCCGCUUGUUCAGCCCGGUGAUCACCUCUUCUGGUUCGGUCGCCCACGUUUUAUUCUCUUCCUCAUUCACUUAGUCCUUUUCACGAAUGCGUUUCAACUAGCUUUUUUUGCCUGGACAACGUAUGAGUUCCAGCUCGAGAACUGUUACCACAAAACCAUUGUAGAUGUGGUCAUCAGAAUUUCAGUUGGAGUUAUUGUACAAAUUCUUUGCAGCUACGUUACUCUUCCUCUUUAUGCUCUAGUGACUCAGAUGGGUUCGAAGAUGAAACCUACAGUGUUCAACGAGAGAGUAGCAACAGCUUUAAAGAGUUGGCAUCACACAGCUAAGAAACAGAUCAAACAUGGAAGAACCUCAGGAUCAACGACGCCUUUCUCUAGCCGUCCAUCUACACCUACUCACGGUUCUUCUCCGAUCCAUCUCCUCCGCAACGUCCACAAACGAAGCAGAAGUGCGGAUGAAAGCUUUGCGAACACGCUGUCUCCAAGAAACUCUGACUUCGAUUCAUGGCGUCCUGAGCCUCAGCAAGAACCGUCUUCUUCUUCUGCAAAUCAUCAUUCUAGGUUCAGAGAAGAAGAUUCAGAAAAGAUGAAGCACUCUUCUUCAUCUUUGGAGCUUCCUCCUGGACCUGGACAAAUACGAACUCACCAGCAUGAGAUUAGUAUAAGCUUAAGGGAUUUUUCCUUUAAGGGAUGAUUUAUUUUCUCAAUGAUUAUUAGUGAUUUGUUAAUAUGUUUAUAAGUUUAUAUGCAAACAGUGUUAUUGUAUUUGUACAUUUCAGCUUAUUUAUGCAUAAUUACUGUUGUAAUGUUGUUAUAUAUUUGUCACUUUUCAGUUUU
Messenger RNA from Brassica napus (rape), 3791 nucleotides. RefSeq names its product MLO-like protein 6. The record is from RefSeq and is a predicted model, not a curated record. Lineage: Eukaryota; Viridiplantae; Streptophyta; Magnoliopsida; Brassicales; Brassicaceae. Gene Ontology annotation, biological process: defense response. Bases 1900 to 3648 code for a protein of 582 amino acids. The transcript is spliced from 14 exons. Gene Ontology annotation, cellular component: membrane.